CACCGCAUCGCACCACAGGACCGGCGAAUGGCAUCAAUGAGAGAGCCAUGAACACGCAGCAUGACCCGCAGCAUGUGACGCAACCCCUAAAUGUCGCCCGCAACGCGGCAUGGGUUGGUGGAGCCGCUGCAAUUCCCGGCACCGUCAUUGGCGCCUUCUAUGGCACUCUCCGCACCCAGACUCCCGUCCUCUUCUCAGUCAUCUCAGGAGCGCAAUGGUUCGCCAUCGGCACUACUUUCUGGGCCGCCCGGACUUCGGUCCUCAACCAAGAUGGCCUACUGAACUGGUGGAACAUCACUCGUGGAGUACCCUCUCAUCUUCGCAAUGAUCUCAACCCCACCCUGAAGGACAAGGUCCGCGCCUCAACCAUAGCGGGCGCAUGCACUGGCUUCAGUCUAGGCUUUCUCUUUCGAGGACCUCAGAAUGUGAUCCCAGGCACCAUCAUGUUCACUCUCUUUGGCUGGGCGGGGCAGCACGGCUACAACUACCUCGAUGCCAGGAACUCUAGUGAGCUCCGGGAGCAGGCGCAAUUAAGAGAAAAAGGGGGAGACUCGCCAAAAGAAAAUUUUAUGCAAAGAAUCGCCAAGAGCAAAUGGAGUCCCAUGUCUGUGCUUAGCGAUGAGGAGUAUGUCAGCUUGAUGCAAGAGAAACUUUUGAAGGUCGAGGCAGAGAUAGCAAUCAUUGAUGACCGGAUCGAGGGGUUCAGGGCAAAGGCAAAGGCAAUGGAAGUGCAGGAGAAGACCAAGCAAGCACCGGAGCAAGUACCAGAGAAGGAGUGAGGUCCAGCCACUGCCAGGAGUCAUUUUCAUAGCUCGGAGUGAUGACGUAAGAUGUUUCGAUGUCUUCUUAGAUUUUCUCUGUAAACUUUUGUCUGUCUGUGACAAUUUCGGCAUGCGACAUCUAUCAGCAUAAGCUUUGACCACAUGUUCAGUUUCAGGUCUCACUAUCUC
Messenger RNA from Cucurbitaria berberidis CBS 394.84, 950 nucleotides. RefSeq lists its product as uncharacterized. Bases 48 to 779 code for a protein of 243 amino acids. Lineage: Eukaryota; Fungi; Ascomycota; Dothideomycetes; Pleosporales; Cucurbitariaceae. The record is from RefSeq and is a predicted model, not a curated record. The transcript is spliced from 2 exons.